AUGGCGGUCUUUAUUGCUGGCGAUCUUCGUUUCUGUGAAUACGGCGGUGGUAUGGCUGAUUGUGUGAAUGACCGUGGGCAACAGGUUACUCUGCGCGCUGUCGAAAGCAGCGGUGGUGACAUGACGAGCAACGCAGAGGAUGAGGUUGAUCGCAGGUUUCCUUGUAUCAUUGUCUACACACCAGACACCGUGCCUGAAGAGGAUACGAUCUCCUUGGUAAGGAGGAUGAAGGAGCAGUUGGAUCUCCCAGUAUUAGCCAUUGCCGACAGUAGUCCACGGUCGGUGAAGAAUUUCUCUCUUUUCGUAGCAGGAGGAUGCGACAUAAAGUGGUUGGGACUCCGGCCUAGUGAUGUGGUGGCGUUAAAAAUGCAUCCACGGUGUAUGCAGUCCAUGAAUAGCAAGGAUCUUAAGCUAGCGCAACGUCUGUUGGAAAAAGAUGCAAUCGUGAAGGAACGUCCACAAUGGGUUGAGGAGCUGACGCUAAUGGUCGAGACCCGCCGCAAAGUAGAAGUUGACGCAUUGUCCCCUUUAGGGAGGAGCUUCUUGUCCAACGUUUAUUUUCCAAACAAGAUGGGAGAGCAGGAUUGGAUAUGA
This is a messenger RNA of Prunus dulcis (almond), 594 nucleotides long. RefSeq names its product DNA topoisomerase 6 subunit A-like. The coding region runs from base 1 to 594 and encodes 197 amino acids. The transcript has 2 exons. Gene Ontology annotation, biological process: DNA topological change; reciprocal meiotic recombination; meiotic DNA double-strand break processing. Gene Ontology annotation, cellular component: nuclear chromosome. Lineage: Eukaryota; Viridiplantae; Streptophyta; Magnoliopsida; Rosales; Rosaceae. The record is from RefSeq and is a predicted model, not a curated record. Gene Ontology annotation, molecular function: DNA topoisomerase type II (double strand cut, ATP-hydrolyzing) activity; DNA binding.